AUGAGCAAUUGGUUGGGGUUCUCUCUGACUCCACACUUGAGGAUUGAUGGAGAAUUUGGGAGAGAAAAUCAAGACCAUGGUGGAGGCUAUCCUCAUCCUCAUCCUCAUCCUUCUCAUCCUCACUUAUCUGUUAUGCCUUUACGCUCUGAUGGUUCACUUUGUGUUGCUGAUUCCUUUAGGCACUCUGUUGCACCUGAAGAAGAAUGGAGAUAUGAAAAUGCAAUAGCUGGAGGAAAUUCAAAUGAAGAAGGACCAAAGCUUGAAGACUUCUUGGGUUGUUACUCUAACUCACCUUUGGCUGAGACCAAAGUCUUCUGCCAAGGAUCCCAACAUGACCAAAACCAAAACCAGAAUAGUAUUUCCAAAAUCAAUGUUAACGUGGCCCCAAGCUUUUGCAACAAUACAGAGAUUGAAACUGGAGAGAAUCUCACAAAUCCUUCUUCCUUGAUCCACUCUUUCCAUGCAUAUAAUGAUAACCCACAUGCCCUCAUUCCAAGCAAUGGCAUGUACAAGUCAUGGUUGGCACAAACUCAGUUUUCUGAUGGAAAACCUUCAGGUGAGGGAAAUGGGUGUAAUUUCCAAUCUUUGUCCCUGACUAUGAGCCCCAGUGUACAAAAUGGGGUGGAUGCAAUUUCACCUGCACAAGUGAAUGAUGACACUCGAAAAAGGUCCAUGUCAAAAUCUUUAGCUAGAGAACCUGUGCCUCGCAAAUCUAUUGAUACUUUUGGGCAGAGAACAUCUCAAUAUCGUGGUGUUACAAGGCAUAGAUGGACUGGGAGAUAUGAGGCCCACUUGUGGGAUAAUAGUUGCAGAAAGGAAGGGCAAACAAGGAAAGGAAGGCAAGUUUACCUUGGUGGCUAUGAUAAGGAAGAAAAAGCAGCAAAGGCUUAUGACUUAGCUGCACUCAAGUAUUGGGGUCCAACAACUCACAUAAAUUUCCCUUUAAGCACUUAUGAGAAGGAACUUGAAGAGAUGAAGCACAUGACCAGGCAAGAAUUUGUCGCCAAUUUAAGAAGGAAGAGCAGUGGAUUUUCAAGAGGGGCAUCUGUGUACAGAGGCGUGACAAGACACCAUCAACAUGGAAGGUGGCAAGCUCGGAUAGGAAGGGUUGCAGGAAACAAGGACUUGUAUCUUGGUACAUUUAGUACACAAGAAGAAGCUGCUGAAGCAUAUGAUAUAGCAGCAAUCAAGUUCAGAGGAACAAGUGCUGUGACCAACUUUGACAUAAAUAGGUAUGAUGUGAAGAGAAUUUGCUCAAGCUCAACCCUCAUUGCUGGAGAUCUUGCAAAACGUUCUCCUAAAGACUCAGCUCCAGCCACUGGUGAGGACUUCAAUUCGUGUGGUUCAUCAACACCUUCUCAGCCACAUGCUAUUGCUAUAACUGAAGGUGAACGCUCUGAUGAGUUAUCCAACAUGGUGUGGAAUGCAACCAACAGUGAUGAGCAACCACAGAAUGAGAGUGGAAAUACCAAUAAUGUCACUGAAUCAUCAACAAGCAACAAGAAUGCUUUGAUUCCUCAAAGCCCCAAGUGUUCUGUGGGAUUAUCCAAUGAGUUUGGAGUCAGUGGAGUGGAUUAUGAACAUGAAUACUUCACCCUGCAUGGACAAAAAUAUGAUGAUGGAAACAAUGAAAAUGACCACAUGAACACCAACAGGAUUGGAAACUUGGGUUUGGUCAAUCAAGUUCCUAUGUUUGCUUUGUGGAAUGAAUGA
Molecule: messenger RNA, 1713 nt
Organism: Gastrolobium bilobum
Lineage: Eukaryota; Viridiplantae; Streptophyta; Magnoliopsida; Fabales; Fabaceae
Product: AP2-like ethylene-responsive transcription factor AIL1
Exons: 9
Coding region: 1-1713 (570 amino acids)
Biological process (GO): regulation of DNA-templated transcription
Molecular function (GO): DNA binding; DNA-binding transcription factor activity
Source: RefSeq, a predicted model, not a curated record